This is a messenger RNA of Rhopalosiphum maidis (corn leaf aphid), 726 nucleotides long. RefSeq names its product NADH dehydrogenase [ubiquinone] 1 alpha subcomplex subunit 8 (gene ND-19). Gene Ontology annotation, biological process: mitochondrial electron transport, NADH to ubiquinone. Lineage: Eukaryota; Metazoa; Arthropoda; Insecta; Hemiptera; Aphididae. The transcript has 2 exons. The record is from RefSeq and is a predicted model, not a curated record. Bases 111 to 644 code for a protein of 177 amino acids.
GAGUAUAAUAUUAUAAUUUUUAUUAUUUUGAAUUUUCUAUGAUUUUUACUUUUUUUUCAUAAAUCUAUUUCAAUAAUUUGUUCUUGGAUUGUAUAAUAAUAUUCAAAAAUAUGGUUGUAACAAAUGACCAUGAGUUGCCAACAUUCGAAGAACUGACAGUGGAAGAAGUACCCAUCAGUACACCAGGUCUCCGUGCCGCUGCUCAUCAUUUCGGAAAAUAUUGUCUGGAUGUAAAUGAUGAAUUUAUGAUGUGCAAGCAAGAAACUAAUGAUCCACGUAAAUGCUUGAAUGAGGGCAAGGCGGUCACUAACUGUGCACUUGAAUUCUUUAGGAAACUAAAAGGCAAUUGUUUUGACGAAUUUCAAAUUUAUAGUAACUGCAUUGACAAAUCUAGUAAUCGCUUGGAUUUUGAACCAUGUCGUAAGACACAAGCAGUAUAUGACAAGUGUGUGUUUGAAAAAAUGGGCAUCGAGCGACCUGAGCAUGGCUUUUUUUGUAAAGCUCGUGUCUACACUGGAAAUCGUCCAAAGCCUCCAGUUGAGGAACUACAAGUGUUUGGUGAUUUGCCUGUUGGUCUUAAAGACUUUAAAGAAGAAGAACGACCACCAGCAAAAUAUGGACAACGUAAUUGGUUUAUCAAGUAAUACUGUAUGUUUAAAGUUUACAGUUUAAUAUUAUUACUUAUUAGUGUUUGUUAAUGAAAAAAAAACAGUAAUUAUUAUGAGA